Zygotorulaspora mrakii is the source of this 4053-nucleotide messenger RNA. RefSeq names its product Ssn2p (gene SSN2). Lineage: Eukaryota; Fungi; Ascomycota; Saccharomycetes; Saccharomycetales; Saccharomycetaceae. The transcript has a single exon. Gene Ontology annotation, molecular function: transcription coregulator activity. Gene Ontology annotation, cellular component: mediator complex. Gene Ontology annotation, biological process: regulation of transcription by RNA polymerase II. Bases 1 to 4053 code for a protein of 1350 amino acids. The record is from RefSeq and is a predicted model, not a curated record.
AUGGUUACAGAUUCCUCCAUUUAUAGGUUGGAAGACCUCCUAUCGAGCUUUUAUAGAGUGGAGAAAGUGGAAAAGAUCAAUUACCAUCAAUAUGUACCGAAGAAACAAGAUGAUCAAUGGUCCAUCCAAAUGGAAUUACUUAUACGGAAACAAAACCCUAGAAAUUUGGUAGCUCUUCUAUCUAGGGAACUCUGGUUAUUCAGUAUCAAUGAGCGAGAGAUACCUUCACUUCCGAAGGCAACUGGGAGCACUAAUAACACUGCCACUCCAGACAAAUCGGGCCAUUUCACGGCAGAUUAUUCAAAACCCAAUCUGCCACCACAUUAUGCACUUUUCCUGAAAGCCUUGAGAAGAAUGAUUUAUAUAAAUAUUACAGCGAGGUCCCAUAACAGAUUAGUCCCAUACGGUAACGCUUGCAUAUCGCUUGGCUAUUCCUGUUCAAAUCAAAUUCUUCAAAUUGAACCACACUUGUUUGAGGAUGGAAAUUUGGCAGUCACCGUAUGCUCGAAACCAAUGGGGUUGGUUCGACUUAGUGUGGACAAAAUUGAAGAAUCAUUUCUACGGCAGCAUGCACUCUACCUAGCUCCUUCAGGUAUAAGAAUGUACAUGUAUUCUGAUAAAAAAGAACAAUGUUUGGUACCACCGCCAAAGAAUUCUGAAAUACUCCUAAUGACAUUGUACAUUUCACACGGUAUAAACCUAUGUCAUAAAAAGAACAUUCAAUGGGCCAAAUUUAUUCCGCAUUUGGGUCAUUUAAAUGGUCAUACACCAAACGUAGCAACAUAUAUGGAUCCCCCAACCGACAUGAGGACGAUAGUGUGGCCGGUCGACCUUUGUUUUGCCCAAAAAGCUACAAACUGUCCUGAAAAUUCUAAAAAUGAUUUGUCCUGCAAUCAUUUGAGCGGUGCUUUUGAUAUAAUAGACGAUUUCAUGCAGUUGAAGCAAACCUCAGCAUAUCGCACUCCGAACAGUUCAGGAGGUGCUGCCGUCAAUACCGUUGGAACCAACCCCCUAAGUUCAGGAGGAGCAUAUACUGACCAGUUUCAACACUAUUAUAGAAACACAACAGGAAGUGCACCGAGUACGACUUACGCAGCAGUAAACGUGGGAGGAAAAGGAAGUCCUCAGGAUCUGUCUCCAGCAUAUACCACCCUUGAUAAACCGUUGAGUGGGUUAUCUGAUCAUUUUGGAAACGGUGCCUUCUUGACAACGCCUAACAUCAAUGAACAUGAUUUCAAUGAGAGAAGAAAUCUCAUAAAUGAUCUGGAUAUAAGUCCAGUCAAACCAGAUAUUGCAAACAACAAAGUGAGUACGAAAACUUUAAGCGUGCACUCACUUGAAGCAACCCCACAGACUAGCGAGAACUCUCAGGGUUUGGUUGGAUCCACGAGAGAAAACGAACUGUUUGGUGAGGAUGAUGAUGGUGAUGAUGAAGAUUUAUUUGGGGAGCAGGAUGGUUCCUCUGGAAGUUUACCCAAGCCAAAGGAUAUGAGUUUGGACAAGAAUCUAUCUGAUGAAAUUACAGAAGACAUGUUUGGAAUGUCUGAUGAUGAUGAUAGUAACAAGUGCAUCAGCCCUCGACGUGACUUGUAUCAUGUUGGUGAUAACGACGAGUCCCAGCAGGGGUUCCCCGCAAAAGGUUCUCGCUUGAAAAGAAAAUAUUUGGAUAUACCUAUGGAGGAGAUGACUUUAUCUAAUAGCCCCUUAUAUAUGGAUCCUGGAGCUCCUCUUCCAAUUGAAACUCCAAAGGAUAGGCGCAAAAGCGUUUUUGCGCCAUUGACUUUCAAUCCAAUUAUUGAAAAUAAUGUUGAUAAUAAGUACAAAAAUGGCGGAAAGUUUUCAUUCAGCCCGUUAUUAAAUGAGGAAUCUUUGAAAUUUGAUGUAUCAACCGCAGACCUUUCCAGUUCUGAGGAAGAAAGUGAUUCAAGCGAUGAUUUCGCUGAUUUCGUGGCAAGACCUUCUGCAGAGCCCAAUAUGCAGGAAUUUCAAUACGGGAAUUAUCAGGCAAUGCAAAUCAUUCCCGAUUCAGUACCUCCUGAGGGGAGUAAAAGUGAUUUAGUUUCCCCAAAUCUAUCAGUCGUAAACGAACCUACUAAAGACUCCUCUAACGCCAUCUGGAGAAUCCCUCCAACAGAUUUAUCUCAAAACGAACCACUAAUUAGUUCUACCGGCGAAACUGUUUUACAAAAUGCUGAUUUAAUGGAGCCCAGCGCGGCAGAACAAACAUCUCACGAAAGAAAACAAAUUAUUAGCGACGGAACCAGUUCUUUCGAUUUAGCGGAGAACGAAGCGACUAAUUCUGGCGUAAAUCCAAGUGGUGAUUCUUUGAUACCUGAAACUUCUAGUAGUUUACCUUUCCUGUUACGCCACAUGCCUUUAUCUUCAAUUCCAUGCACGUUUUCCUCUGUGAAUCCUACUAUUGUUGUCAGCGAAAAAGACCAGACGAUUUUGGCUUUAUUAGCAGAACAGAUCGUAUUCGACUACCAAAUCUUGGACAGUAUGGCGAAAUACGAGAUAACGAAUUUAGGACUCAAGACUUGCAGCGAUGGAUUGGUUUCUCAUGUAAUGAAGCAAGUUUUCACAGAAUUUACAAGACUGCAUGGUGGUGACCUAAUAAGUAAGUUUUACUCUAUCAACCAGCCAUCAGUCUAUGUCAAAAAGCACCAUGAAACUGUAACAUUGAAUGCGGAUUCUCAGCCUUUCAACAAGUAUUUGAACUCUAAACCUGCCAAUGGAAUCAAGAACAUCAGAUUCUUACUGCUUACAACUGCUUUUCACGAAGACUGUUUGUCCUUCGUUUCAACACUAUGUCAAACUUACAUAGGCUAUGAAUUUGGAUUUUGCGAACUAUUGAAACUAGCGAAUGAAGAUGCACAAGGCCUAGUAUGUUUGAAAGAUUUGGAAAAGGGAAAACUAUUACUCCUUGCUGCUCAGAUCGUUACCUACUGCUCGACAAAUAAAAAUGCAGGCAAAGAUGUGCCAGUUAUGAUCAUGCUACCAAUAGAUUCAAAUACGCUGGAGGAGGUUGUCACAAAAGUAACCUUAUUUAACAUAAUACGAAGCGAAGUGACAGCAAAGAUACCGAGUGCUCAGAUCUUUUUAAAACUAAUGCCAAUAGACUUUAUCCGAAAUCCUCUAACUUCAGUUGACUCCUAUAGCGAUUUAUGCAUGAGCAUAUACAAUAUUUUACCACCAAAGAGUAUCAAGUUCGCCUCAGUUGCUCAUAAGUUGCCAGAAAAAGUUGUGUUCAGAACCCAGCAACAAAAUAAUGGUUCUCCUGGAGUACACUACGAUGCAUUAAUUCAUUUAGCAUAUGCUCGCAGCGUUGACAAAGCGUGGGUGUUCGCUGCAUUUUCAGAUAGCCGAGGAAAUGAAAACAUGGUCAAAGCUUGGUAUGUUGGAACCUCCAAAAACAAAUUUGAUGAUGCCUGUAACGAGAUAUGGUCAUUAGCUUUAAAAAUGAGCUCUAAAAAAUACGGCAAAACCUGCUUGAUUCUAACGAGACUAAAUGGUGUUCUGCCUGACGACGAGCUAAUGAACUGGCGACGUUUAUCAGGUAGAACUUUGCAUCUAGCCGUAGUAUGCGUCGACGACAAUACCAAGGUAUCUUUUUUCGACGAGGAGAAAAUAUACCCUACUUUUAAGCCCCUUUUAAAUGAUGAUAGUUUAUGCAAAGAGAUGAGCGCUAAAGAUCUGGACGACUUUGAGAUCAGGGACAUUGUGCAAGAUGUUCAUGCUGUAGUAUUUUGUCACCCAUUCCCCUUAACGAACUCUCAGCAUAGAUGCGCAAUUAAAAGUGGUGCGCUUAUUCAAUUCGGGAACGAGUUAGGUGAUUCCAUAUUGAGAAAAUUUGAGGUCAACCUUUUAAACUGUCCCCAUUCUGAUAGUACAAGUCUGCUAGAGACAAUUUUAGAAGAAUUUAGAAAUUUGGGAGCACUGAGUUCAUGGUUUGGCGUUUCCAAUGGUGAAACUGCUCAUAUACCUUGGCAUGUUUUGGCUGUCAAAAAAUUACUGGGAACGCUGGUUCACACAAAGGUGAAAGUAUCUGAAUGA